Molecule: messenger RNA, 1569 nt
Organism: Cladocopium goreaui
Lineage: Eukaryota; Dinophyceae; Suessiales; Symbiodiniaceae
Source: the annotation of a GenBank genome assembly
AUGCCGGACUUCAAGUUGGCAGUGGACAAGAACAACAAGGCAACAGAAUUGGCGUUGCUUCGCGUAUGUGGCACGGUUCAGCAGAAUCCGCACAUGAGGGCAUUCUGGGCUUCCACCAUUUCCUUCUUCCUAGCCUUCUUGGGCUGGUUUGCCCUGGCACCUUUGGCGCUCGAGGUGGCCACCAGCAUGGGCACGUGUGAGAAUCAACUCUACCCACCAGAAGACAACCCCAAGCGGGUGGCCUACCUGAAGUACAAGUCACUCAAGACAGGCAAAGCGUACUGCCAGUACGGCAAGAAUGAUGACACCAAUCCCACAGACUGCAAUCCCGUGCCACAGGACAUUUUAGCGAGUGGGACUGCAGACGAGAAGAUGCAGUACCGACCAGGGGUGCUGGCGGACUGUGUUUGCACCCCGGGAACUGAGUGCAAAGACAUCAUCGCAAAUGCAGGAGUGGCUGCUGUGGCAUCGACCAUUUUCGUACGCAUCGCACUCGGUACGUUGUUGGAGCGAUUUGGGCCUGUGAAUGUCCAAUCAGGCCUGAUGACCUUUGGAGCUUUCUGGGUUGCAAUGGCCGCAGCCAUUACAGCGCCCUGGAACUACACCUUAAUCCGCUUCUUCAUUGGGUGCGCAGGAGCUACCUUUGUCACCAACCAGUUCUGGUGCUCUUUGAUGUUUUCCCCAAACGUGGUUGGCACGGCCAAUGCCACAGCAGCUGGCUGGGGGAACUUGGGUGGCGGUGUUACACAGAUUUUUAUGAUUUCAGUGCUGUUCAAUCCAAUGGUGAGUUCUGGCAUGCCAGCAAACACUGCCUGGCGAGUUGCCAUGAUCGUUCCUGCUGUCCUUUUCCUGAUUUGCGCAGCCACCAUGAAACUCUUGUGUUGGGACACACCCACGGCCAAGCGCUUCGAUGUGUCUGUGACGGGUAAGACCCAGAAACCAUCUUUGUGGGACUAUGUCGUGGUGCUGAAAGACAUCCGCGUCAUUGUGAUGAUUUUUCAAUACAGUGCAUGUUUCGGCACCGAACUCGCCAUGAACAACCAACUGGCCACCCAUUUCAGGACCUAUUUCCAAAUGGAUGCGGCAGAUGCAUCAGCCUUGGCAGGAGCUUUUGGCCUCAUGAACCUGUUUGCUAGGUCCCUGGGAGGCAUCACCAGUGACAUCCUCUUCAAGUACGUUGGUUUCCGAGGUCGCAUUUGGGCGCAAUUCUUGGCCCUUUUCUUUGAAGCGGUCUUCCUCUUCUGCUUUGGUAUGGUGGACAGCUCGCAGCCAUGGUAUGUUGCCUUGGCCGUGCUGAUUUGUUUCUCCCUCUUUGUCCAGAUGGCAGAAGGUACAAGCUACGGGAUUGUGCCUUUCAUGAACAAGCAGCAGCUGGCCGUGGUGUCUGCACUGGUUGGGGCUUGCAGAAAUUUGGGAGCUGUUAUCGCUGGGUUUUGCUUCUACAAACCCAUCAACGAUCCGCUGCUUCCUUUCCAGGUCCAUGCAGGCUAUGUUGUUUUGGGCUUUGCUGUCCCCUUGCUACUACUGGCGGGAGCAUGGGGGCAUGUUCCACGGCCCAGCUGUGGAUAA